CAAAUAUUUUGAUUGGCAGUUUCUAUGACAACUGCACGGUCUUUUUCUGCGUCAUUGGUCCAUACGGGAACUUCUUCGUUUGAUAGACAGUCGUCAUGGUAACGUUCUUAUUCAGCCUCCAUUUUGUUAGCCACUUUCGUUUUUCCCCAAAAAAUGUACCUUCUUCCCGGAAUAGUAAAUCCACUGAUCAUAGCAAUGACAUGUACAUUGAAACUUAUGCCCAGACAUAAAUUGGUUAAUAUAAUGAAAGGGGUUGGUAGAUGUGCUACAACGGCGCUUACUGAGUACAUUGGUUUACUGUAGUUUCUAUGGUCUUCCGCCGGGCCGGUACGCUGCGCAGGUUUGGAACGCGCGCCAUUUUGUGACAUUUACAAAAAAAGGUUUCUUCAAGAAAACAGGGUCUUCAAGUUUUUUUCCGUAUUCAAAAAAAAUGCUUUGGAAGCAACGCUACUCUCGCUGAAAUGGAAGUAUCGACCAGCUAAUGGUGUACAUGCCUACAUCGAAAUGUUGGUUUUUCUAUGGUCAGAUCGAAUACAGUAAGUUUCUGCUGUUGACGGUGGUGGCGAGUUGACGGAGAGGCGCUGUUGAUUUGGAAACAGAAUUGACAUCUACUCAGAGGAGUGAGGGUUGUACGUUGGGAAAUCUGGGGGGGCUCCAUGGAGAAUAGACUGUAUUCAAUAAUUCGCCGUAAGGCAUUGGGGAUUGUAAAUGAGGAUAUUUUUCUGGAAUAGGAAGACUGACAGGCAGCGACAAAGUGAGCUGUGGUGUGCUGCUGGACUCUCCUGCCAGGAUGAUAUGAGAGUUACCAGGAGACAAUGCAUACAGGAGGAGAGACUUCAGCAUGCAAACCUUCAUCUGUCCGGCUUGCCCCCUCGUUUUCGUUCCACGCUGCUGGGCUUCAGAUGGCUGCUCCCAUGCCCCAUUCACACCAGCAGUACAGUGAGCGGCACCAGCAGACAACUGACGAGUCUGUGCCGGCUCUGCCCUACAGCGAGCAGGCGCAGCAGUCUAUCACCAGCCAGGUGACCCCUGAUGUUGUCAUGUUACAGAGGCGCAUGCCCCAGUGCUUUCGCGACCCGUCCUCGGCUCCCCUGAGGAAGCUCUCUAUUGACCUGAUCAAAACCUACAAAUGCAUCAAUGAGGUAUACUAUGCAAAAAAGAAGCGGAGACACCAACAGGGCCAGGGCGACGACUCCAGUCACAAAAAGGAGAGGAAGGUCUUCAACGACGGCUACGAUGACGAUAACUACGACUACAUCGUCAAGAAUGGGGAGAAAUGGAUGGACCGCUACGAGAUCGACUCCUUGAUAGGCAAAGGCUCGUUUGGACAGGUUGUAAAAGCAUAUGACCGUGUUGAGCAGGAGUGGGUAGCAAUUAAGAUCAUCAAGAACAAGAAGGCUUUUCUAAAUCAAGCCCAGAUUGAAGUGCGGCUCCUCGAGCUCAUGAACAAACAUGACACGGAGAUGAAGUACUACAUAGUUCACCUUAAGCGCCACUUCAUGUUUCGGAGCCACCUGUGCUUGGUGUUUGAGAUGCUCUCCUACAACCUGUACGACCUGCUGCGGAACACCAACUUCCGCGGCGUCUCGCUCAACCUCACACGCAAGUUUGCCCAGCAGAUGUGCACGGCUCUAUUGUUCCUGGCCACCCCCGAGCUCAGCAUCAUCCACUGUGACCUGAAGCCCGAGAAUAUCCUAUUGUGCAACCCCAAGAGGAGCGCCAUCAAGAUCGUGGACUUUGGCAGCUCCUGUCAGCUGGGACAGAGGAUCUACCAGUACAUCCAGAGUCGGUUCUACCGAUCCCCAGAGGUGUUGCUGGGCAUGCCUUACGACCUGGCCAUUGACAUGUGGUCCCUGGGCUGCAUCCUGGUGGAGAUGCACACCGGAGAGCCCCUCUUUAGUGGGGCCAACGAGAUUGAUCAAAUGAACAAAAUAGUGGAAGUGCUGGGCGUCCCUCCCAAUUACAUAUUGGACCAGGCCCCCAAGGCCAGGAAGUUCUUUGAGAAGAUGUCUGACAGUACGUGGGGUGCAAAGAAGACCAAAGAUGGCAAAAGGUAUAAGCCGCCGGGUACGCGGAAGCUGCACAGCAUCCUGGGUGUGGAGGCAGGGGGUCCUGGGGGGCGGCGGGCAGGCGAGUCUGGCCACGCUGUAGCCGACUACUUGAAGUUCAAGGACCUAAUCCUGCGGAUGCUGGACUACGACCCCAAGAGCCGCAUCCAGCCCUACUACGCUCUGCAGCAUAGCUUCUUCAAGAAGACGGCGGAUGAGGGGACCAAUACGAGCAGCAGUGUGUCCACCAGCCCAGCGCUGGAGCAGUCCCAGUCCUCGGGAACCACCUCCAGCACCUCCUCCAGCUCAGGAGGGUCAUCUGGCACAAGCACCAGUGGGCGGGCUCGCUCGGACCCCACGCAUCAGCUCCGGCACAGCGGAGGUCACUUCAGCGCCUCCGUGCAGGUCAUGGACUGCGAAAAUCUCUGCCCACAGGCGAGGCAGCCGUUCCCUCCCCCCGUGGGCUGGGCUGGUGGCGAAGGGGUGCAGACUGUGACGGUGGAGACCCAUCCCGUCCAGGAGACCACCUUCCACGUGCCUCCCCAGGCGCCCAAAGCCAUCCACCCUUUAGCCCCCGGCAACAUCUCCACCCAUCACCACCAUCACCACGGACACCAUCAUCAUGGACACCAUCAUCCUCAUGGACAGCAGGGCCUGCCAGCACGGCCCCGGCCCCGCCUAUACCGCUCCCCCACCAACAGCGCCUCCACGGAGAACUCCAUGGAGGUGGUGCACGGCCACCUGUCCAUGACCUCCCUGUCUUCCUCCGCCUCCUCCUCCUCCACAUCUUCCUCCUCCACCGGGGCCCAGGGCAACCAGGCCUACCAGUUGCGCCCGCUCCCCACCAACGCAGCCUUGGACUUUGGUAGGAAUGGGAGCAUGACCAUGGGACUGGGUGCCUUCUCCAACCCCAGACAAGAGACUGGAAUGGCGGGCCACCCCACCUACCCCAUGGGCAUGAGACAGAGCAUAGACAGGGAGGAGUCGCCCAUGGCGGGAGUCUGUGUACAGCAGAGUUCUGUCGCCAGUUCAUGACUAAACUGAGAAUGUUUUUGUUUUUUUCUAUUUGUAUUUUUUUAGGUGGUGUUUUUUUCAACAAAAAAGUGCAUAGAGAUCAAAAAGCUGCUUAUAAUUAGAGGGGCGAUUAUCACCGCUACCACAGUGCAGAGCCCACCAUCUCUCCAACUACUCUUCCCCAUGCCACCCUUGGGUUUCUCUAUUCACUUUGGUUUUCAAAUGGGAUUUUUGGAUUUACCAUUUUCAGUGUUCACAGGGAAUUACAGAUUUUUACUACAAACUGUCUCGCAUUGCAUACUUCACAACAGUACUGAAACACCCAUACAUUUCACAUUCACCUCUCACUUGACUGCAUGGUUUGCAUUAUUCCUUGUUAUUGUCAGCUGAGAGCUUAGAAGUGUGUGGUUAGAAAAUUACGUGGCCCUCUUUUGCCAACGGCUAUUUAGUAAAGAAAUUGCUACAGUACCAUAACACUUCCAGCAACUCCUAUCCACACAUUUGCCUUUUUUCCCCUGUCUUUGGCAAGAAUUAUUUUCUCUUUUGUACUUUUUGUUCUCAUUUGAAUUUCUCUGUUCUGUUGUGCAAUUCCACCUGUGAGUUGUGAGACCUGUAGAGUUGCAGAGGAAUGAAGCAUUAUGCAGGGGGGUUCCGUCCCGCUGGGUUUGUCCGUGUCACUCUUUCUCUGUUUGAGAUGGGUGCCGAUGCGUACUGUGGGCCGGCGCUCUCUAGCCGAGGUCAACAUGUGUGCAGCUGGGCAGCAGAGAGCUGGGAGGCCCCAGAGCAGUGAAGGUGGGCCCUGACCAGGUCCCUGGAACAGGGCCACACUGACGAGAUCUACUGGGGAGCAGCAGCCAGGGCCGGUCCUGCCCAAAACUAAAGUACAGAUGUCCGGGCAGUAGCAGUUUUUUGAGAUAACCCUUUGGCCUUAUGAUUUUUUUGACUCUGAAAUGAGGGUGGGUGAAAGAAGCUGGACAUUAUCGUUUAAAUGAGAAAAUAGCUUUCCUGUAUUUUUGAAGUAUGGAUAAAAACAAAAAAAUCUUUAAAAAUUUCAAAUAGGAAGAAAAGGUGUUUUUGAGAAUGCUAAUUUAAGAGGCCUUUAACUAAAAUGUAUGACUUGCAAGGCCCAGUGAUUGCAGGGCCGUGCAAGUUCACAGUGGUGUUUUUGCAAGAUGGAUGGAAUUAGCUACGACUGUGUCCCUUCCUGCUUUUUACUUGCUUUUCUUUGCUUUGUUUCUUCAGCAUGUGGUUCCUCCAACAGAGCUUCUGCACAAAUGUCUUCAGUUCUUCUUGAAAAUGAAAACAUGCAGAAUUUUAUGUGACUGAUUUUUUUUUGUCUCACAAUUAUGCUGUGAAUUUUACAAAGAUUUAUUUUCCCUUUUGAUAAUUUAUUGUACCAAAGCUGUUUUUUAUAGCACAUAGAUGUCUGUAACAAAUAAUGUAGCAGUUCUGCACUUUGACACAAGGUGUAUCAAGACCUUUUUUAAAUGUCAGUAAAAAUGGCUGUAUCUAUUGCUUUAGCAAAACUGGAACUGUUGUUGAACUCAAUACAUUUACUGUUAGCUGUAUCCUCGACAGAAUUGGUUGUAAGGUUCUCAAAAAAAGACAAAAAGACAAAAACAAUCUCUCAUUGGUAUAACUUUUUUUCCCCGUUAUCAAGGACUUGAGGGACAAUAGAUGCCAACGCUGGUUGCUACUCUGCGGGUUCCGGAGUAUCAGUAUGGUGGCUAUGAGUCGAGGCAAGUCCUCCUAUUCAUGAGUCGAGAGGGAAAAAAUGUUAAUAACUGCAUUAAUCCUUCAAUUUGAGACCUGGGAUUUAGAGGCUGUUUCAAACAUGCUUAUCUAUCUGGGUAAAGCUGCCUUAAAAUGACUUUUGGCAGUCUUCACGGUAGUGGCUAAAAUGGUACCGCUUUUCCCCCCUCAAUUUUGAAGCAACCCUAUUUGACCUAGCCAGCAGAGGCACUGUACACAUCCACAUGUUUAGAUGGUUUUGGAGAUGGGGUACUGCUCUAAAUUAGCUCAAAUUCACGUGUUUGACUGAAGCUAUCACCAUGGGUGUAAAAUCCAAAAGGAAACUAGUAGGGAUGGAUGGAGUGAGAAGUGAGCCCUGUCUGCUGGAGCGUCAUACUCCAGUCUCCUCGUGUGAUGCCAGAGGAUACGAGAGAACUGGCCAACGUUUUGUACCAGUUGCAAAUGGAACGGGGCGGCAACAGCUAGAGGAAAGGUGUCCAUGACAACACAGGCUUCAGGUGUUUACUUUUCAACCCCAUUUUAAUAGUUGAAAUAGAAUUUAUGUAUAUAUUUAUAUUUUUUUAAUAAAGGAAGUUUAGAACUCACUACUUUUUUCCUAAUGGUAUUUUGAGUACAUUUAAGUCAAUGUGGAGACCAUGCAGUGGAAGUUAUUCUGUGAUAUUAGUCAAUGGGUAACAGUGCUUCCAGGCCAAAGUAGUUGACAAUGCCAGUACAAAUGCAAAACUUGUAGGGUUUAAAUUUAAACAGGACAAUAGAUAUGCAUACCUUAAAUAUUAUAGACAGGGUAUAGUGUGUGGGUGUAUGUCUACAAACCUGAAUGACAGCUGUGUUUUAAUAUAUAACAAAUACAUAAGAAAUGAUGUGCGUAUUACAGGAACUAAUUUAAGUUGCAUUAAAAUUGGCAUAAGCUUCAACCGUGGGUCCAUUUGAAGUCAGGCUACUGAUACAUGUGUGUGAAAGCCAUGAUCGUCACCAUAUAACCAGUCAACAAACAUCCAACGUUUACUCCCAAGUGUUCAGUAUAAUUUCUGCUCUGCUCCCUGUUUCAUUCAAAUAAAAAGCUUUGUCCUACUUGCCACCCUUUAUUUUCUGUCCCCCAGUCUGAUUUUGAGUGAUUGACAACAUAGUUUGGUUACAGGACAUCUGACAUGCACUGUUAAGAUUAAACGACAUGGGGAAAGUACCUGUGUCCACAGAUUGUAAGAUCUAGUCAAUACUUGCUGUGUAUAUGAUGUUUCAAAAAGAUACAAAAUGGACAAGCCCUUUGUAUUAUAUUCAAGCGGUCGUAUGUAUGAUAUAAAAAAGUUCAUUAACUUGUA
Messenger RNA from Oncorhynchus mykiss (rainbow trout), 6133 nucleotides. RefSeq names its product dual specificity tyrosine-phosphorylation-regulated kinase 1A. Gene Ontology annotation, biological process: peptidyl-serine phosphorylation; peptidyl-threonine phosphorylation; protein autophosphorylation. NCBI's taxonomy places the organism in Eukaryota, Metazoa, Chordata, Actinopteri, Salmoniformes, Salmonidae. Gene Ontology annotation, molecular function: protein serine/threonine/tyrosine kinase activity; protein serine/threonine kinase activity; ATP binding. The record is from RefSeq and is a predicted model, not a curated record.